Messenger RNA from Asterias rubens (European starfish), 953 nucleotides. RefSeq names its product glutathione S-transferase omega-2-like. The record is from RefSeq and is a predicted model, not a curated record. Lineage: Eukaryota; Metazoa; Echinodermata; Asteroidea; Forcipulatida; Asteriidae. The coding region runs from base 91 to 810 and encodes 239 amino acids. Gene Ontology annotation, cellular component: cytoplasm. The transcript has 6 exons. Gene Ontology annotation, molecular function: glutathione dehydrogenase (ascorbate) activity; glutathione transferase activity. Gene Ontology annotation, biological process: glutathione metabolic process.
CAGGGGUGCAUAGAGUCCGGAAGAAACAUCGUGCCCCGGUGACCGAGUUGUUCUGUUCAUCACAUUUUUACCGGGAGAACGAAUGACAAGAUGCCGCAACUUCAGCAAACAAAGCACCUUGUAACUGGGGACCCUUUGCCGCCUCUUGAGCAAGGAAAGGUUCGUCUCUAUAGCAACGGAUUCUGUCCCUUUGCACACAGAGCAAGACUUACUCUUGCAGCUAAGGAAGUAACGUACCACAUCAUUAACAUUAACCUGAAGCAGAAACCAGAAUGGUACUUCACCAAGAACCCUCUGGGCUCCACGCCGUGCUUAGAGAGCGAUGAGAAGAUCGUAACCGACUCUGCCAUCAUAUGCGACUACCUCGAUGAUGCCUAUAGUAGCAAUCCACUCUGGCCAGAAGACCCUUACCAGAAAGCCCGAGAUAAGAUGGUCCUAGAUUACCACUCCAGCAAGGUAAGUCCAGCUUUCUUCAAGUGCUCCUACUAUCCUGUCAAAGGAGAAGAAGAGAAGUGGUUCCAAGAAUAUCUGACUCAUCUCGCUGUGAUUGAGGAGAAACUCAAAGAGAGGAAUACACCGUUUUUCGGAGGAUCCAAGCCCGGGAUGUUGGACUACUUGAUCUGGCCUUGGUUUGAACGUCAGGUCGUGUUCGGCGAUAAAUUCCCCUUCGAUAAGUUUCCAACCUUGACAGCUUACCGUGAUGCUAUGAAGCAAGACACAGCAGUCCAGCAAGCAGCACUACCAGACUCACUGAUCCUCAAGUUUUUCAACAACUACAUCAACGGUAUCUAUGACUUUGAUAUCGAGUGAAAAAAUAUCGAAGACCAAAAUGAGAAUAAUUAUUCGUGUGCCUUCAGUAGAAGAACACUGCUCUCCGAUGCCUUAAAGCCAUUAUACACUUUCGGUAAACAGUAUUGUCCAAGUCCCACACUUUGUGUAUCACAACUAAUGUA